Messenger RNA from Hylaeus volcanicus, 950 nucleotides. RefSeq lists its product as uncharacterized. The transcript has a single exon. NCBI's taxonomy places the organism in Eukaryota, Metazoa, Arthropoda, Insecta, Hymenoptera, Colletidae. The record is from RefSeq and is a predicted model, not a curated record.
UAUCGGAUAUUUAGCUUCGGCAUCGCACAAAUUUAUGCUAUAUAAAGCAUUCAAGCAAUGAAAUUACCACAUGUAUAUAUUUUACAGGUAAGAGGUCCUCGUCAAAAGAGCCUGAUUCCUCAUUGUGCGGGAGCCAAAGAACUCCACUGAUACCAUUAGAUCAGCUGCAGUCUGGUCGAAACGAUUCGGUGAAAAUCACAAAUUUCGAGAUUGCAAAGCCGCAGACGAAGGAACCUCCACAGAUUCUCGCACUGUCAACUUCGUUACCAGUUGAGAAAAACCAAAAACAUGCCGGAACUUCGGUGGGAACUGAAGACUCUAGCAAAGAAGAAAAAACAUCAGAAGCGGAGAAGGAUCCGAUUCUCGAUGAAAAAUUGCUGCAAGCAAUAGGUAAACGUCCGUACGGGGAAAAAAUAUUCACUCCGGCUAUACACAACGAUCUUCUCGUGAGAUGGAAAGCUGUUCUCAAAGGAGGACUUCCCAAAGAAGAACGGGAAAAGAUAUUCAAGAAAUAUUCGGUUCCUGAGAAUUGUUUGACAAUGGAACCGCCAAAACUGAAUCCAGAGGUUGAAGCGUCGCUUCUCGAGCCGAUUAUAACAAGAGAUAAUCGAAUGGUGGAAAAGCAACGAGAAUUUUCGUUACGUCUCUCGGCUCUGGCCCCUCUCAUUUCAUGUCUCCUUAAGGGAGUUGUGCCGGACUCUAUAUCGCUGUUAACUAUUUUCAGCGAUAUCUCAAGAAUUCUCGUGGACCUGCGACGAGAAGAGUCAAAAACGAGACGCCUCGUUAUUCUAGCAAACCUUAAUGCAGCCAUGAAAGAUACGUUGAAUGCCACGAAUCUGGAUGAAUGGUUGUUUGGAAAGGAUCUAGAAGAAACCUUGAAGGCGGCGAAGUCGCUGGAAAGAUCGUCGAAAUAAUUGAAACCGGGGGAAAAAACCUCUACGCACAAUUAA